AACAAAUAGCAACAACCGCCACAAAGCAAAGAAUAGAAAGUGGUACUUAAACAAUUGGAUUUAGAGCACAUUUGAACGGCACAAAACAAUGCUCGGAGCCAAAGUCCCUCCACGCCUCAUUACCCGCCGAAACCCCUUUUCAAAAACCCCAACACGACUCAAUCCCCCCAACCCAAACCAAUCCCCCCUUCUCUUCGAAAAUCUCUUACACCUCUUGAAACAAUGUGCCUCCACCAAACAGUUGAAGCAAAUCCACACCCAAAUGCUCAUAAACUCCGUCGACAAACCCAACUUCCUCCUCCCCAGAAUCAUUGACCUCAAAGACUUCACUUAUGCCUCCCUCCUCUUCUCCCACAUCCCCGAACCCAACGACUACGCCUUCAACGUCAUGAUCCGCGGCCUGACCACCACAUGGCAGAAAUAUCAGCUUACUAUUGAAUUCUAUUACCAAAUGAAGUCUUUGUAUUUGAUGCCCAAUAAUUUUACUUACCCGUUUGUGUUCAUCGCGUGUGCGAACUUGUUGGAGUUGAAUCAUGGGCGUGCAGCGCAUUCGUCGGUGUUUAGGACUGGGUUGGAUAAGGAUGGACAUGUGAGUCACUCGUUGAUUACUAUGUAUGCAAGGUGUGGUGAGUUGGGUUUCGCACGGAAAGUGUUUGACGAAAUUUCUGAGAGGGACUUGGUUUCGUGGAAUUCAAUGAUUUCUGGGUAUUGCAAGAUGGGCUGUGCUGGGGAAGCUGUGCGGUUGUUUUGCGAAAUGAGGACUGAUGGGUUUGAGCCAGACGAAAGGACCUUGGUAACAGUUCUUGGGGCGUGCGGGGACCUGGGUGAUUUGAGUUUGGGUAAGUGGGUGGAGGGUUUUGUAAUUGAGAAUAAGUUGGAGAUGAAUACAUAUGUGGGGUCUGCGUUGAUUGGUAUGUAUGGAAAGUGUGGUGAUUUGUCUUCAGCGAGGAGGGUCUUUGACAGCAUGAAGAAAAAGGAUCGGAUAACCUGGAAUGCCAUGAUUUCAGGGUAUGCACAAAAUGGAAUGUCUGAUGAGGCAAUGGUGCUCUUUGAUGGUAUGAAAGAGGCAGGUGUCAAUCCUGAUAAAAUCACGUUGGUGGGAGUGCUGUCUGCAUGCGCCUCAAUUGGUGCCCUAGAAUUGGGGAAAUGGAUUGACACAUAUGCAACUGAACGAGGCUUACAACAUGACAUUUACGUUGGUACUGCAUUGAUUGACAUGUAUGCUAAGUGUGGGAGCUUAGCCACUGCUCUAAGAGUUUUUGAAGACAUGCCCCAGAAAAAUGAGGUUUCUUGGAAUGCCAUGAUAUCUGCCCUUGCUUUCCAUGGGAGAGCACAUGAAGCAAUAUCCCUAUUCAAGCGCAUGACAGAAGGUUGUGCAUCUGUUCGGCCAAAUGACAUCACAUUUGUAGGAUUACUUUCUGCAUGUGUUCAUGCUGGAUUAGUCGACAAGGGUCGUCAGUUGUUUAAUUUGAUGAGCUCGUCAUUUGGGCUUGUUCCAAAAAUAGAGCAUUACUCUUGCAUGGUUGACCUGUUGUCGCGUGCAGGACUUGUACAUGAAGUUUGGGACUUCAUUCAGAAAAUGCCUGAAAAACCAGAUCAAGUUGUACUGGGGGCGUUGCUUGGUGCCUGUAGGAAGUGUAAAAAUGUAGAUGUCUCCGAGCAGGUGUUGCAGUUGCUUCUUGAAUUAGAGCCUGCAAAUUCUGGAAACUAUGUUAUCUCAUCAAAGAUAUAUGCAAAUUUAGAAAUGUGGGAUGAUUCAGCUAGGAUGAGAAUGUUGAUGAGACAAAGAGGUGUCAGUAAGACUCCUGGUUGUAGCUGGAUUGGGAAUGAGGAUCAACUUCAUGAGUUUCACUCGGGUGAAGGCUCAACAGAGAUUCUCGAUGUAAUUAAAUUACUAUAUGAGGAUCUGAAGAUUGAAGGUUACAUUCCAAACAUUAAUUCUGUCUAGAGAAACGAGGAUGACGCCCUGCUAUGCAUCUGGAUCUUAUCAACAAAGCGACAUGUUUAUAAUAUUGUGAUGCCAGGUUGGUGAAUUAAAUGUGCAUAUUCAGAGAAAUGGAUAUGACUGUAGCCAUGGAAGAAGAAAUUAAACUAAAUUGCCAUUGGAUUGAACUUCAAAGGUCCAAAGGUUACCCUCACUGCUGCUGAUUUAAAAGGCCGCGACUGGACGUAAUGGUCCUUGUUGGCAGAAAUCAGCAAUUGAUUGACUAGGAUUUACAUUUCAUUGUCCUGCAACAAUUGUACAUAGCUCUCCCUACGUCUUCUCUUCCUUCAUUUCUUUGUGUGUUGUUUUCCUGCUUUACUUUUUACAUAUAUGGCUCCAUAAUUCUCUGGUGA
Molecule: messenger RNA, 2337 nt
Organism: Pyrus x bretschneideri (Chinese white pear)
Lineage: Eukaryota; Viridiplantae; Streptophyta; Magnoliopsida; Rosales; Rosaceae
Product: pentatricopeptide repeat-containing protein At2g34400
Exons: 4
Coding region: 89-1948 (619 amino acids)
Biological process (GO): RNA modification
Molecular function (GO): protein binding; RNA binding
Source: RefSeq, a predicted model, not a curated record